AUGGAUUUGCGAUCAUCAACACGUAAGUUUGAUCAUAUAACAACGUUAAUAUUGAUCAUAACGAUGGUAAUGGUGAUGAGAAGAGGAGAAUCGAUGAGAUUGGAUCUGGAAUCAGGCACGACCAAAUGCGUCUCCGACGACAUCAAAAUAAAUUAUAUGACUGUUGGAACUUACUCCGUCGUCAAUUCAAACGAAGCUCACCAUCUUCCUGCUUCCCACAAAAUCCAUGUCACUGUAGCGUCACCUAAAGGGCACACUCAGCACCAUGCACAAAAUGUGGAGUCUGGGAAAUUUUUGUUCACGGCGGUGGAAACUGGUGAUUACACAACGUGUUUUAUUGCUCCUGCUUUUAGACCUCCUGCCAAAUUCGCCGUUGAUUUCGAAUGGAAAAGUGGUGUGGAGGCUAAAGAUUGGACCAACAUCGCCAGGAGAGGCCAGAUCAACAUGCUGGAGGUGGAGGUGAGUAAACUACUGGACGUGACGGAUUCUAUACACGACGAAAUGUUUCUACUCCGAGAGAGGGAACGGGAAAUGCAGGAACUAAACCGGUCAACAAACUGGAAGAUGGCGGGUCUGAGUGUAUUCUCGUUACUGGUUACGUUGUCGGUAGCUGGUAUACAACUGUGGCAUCUCAAGUCAUUCUUGGAGAGAAAGAAGCUUCUCUAA
Eruca vesicaria subsp. sativa (arugula) is the source of this 666-nucleotide messenger RNA. Lineage: Eukaryota; Viridiplantae; Streptophyta; Magnoliopsida; Brassicales; Brassicaceae. The record is from the annotation of a GenBank genome assembly.